Molecule: messenger RNA, 1953 nt
Organism: Kockovaella imperatae
Lineage: Eukaryota; Fungi; Basidiomycota; Tremellomycetes; Tremellales; Cuniculitremaceae
Exons: 11
Coding region: 1-1953 (650 amino acids)
Biological process (GO): error-prone translesion synthesis; response to radiation
Cellular component (GO): nucleus; site of double-strand break; replication fork
Molecular function (GO): damaged DNA binding; DNA-directed DNA polymerase activity
Source: RefSeq, a predicted model, not a curated record
AUGAACGAUCUCUUAGCUGGUGCUUCUGCUUUGAGCUGCCAUGUCAUGGAGGAGUGUACAGCAGGUCCAUCAUCACUGAAGCCAAGAGGAGGACAAGUAUCUCCCGCGAAAGAGACUUAUAGACAUCUUCUCAGUCCAAGUGCCCUCACACCAUCGAACCCAUUCCGAGUCAUCGCACAUUGCGAUGUCGAUGCAGCUUAUGCUCAAUUCGAAGCCGCACGGAUCGGAUCGCCGGACGAUGCGCCGCUCAUAGUGAUCCAAUGGGAAACUAUUAUCGCAGUAAAUUAUCCAGCGAGGAAGUAUGGCAUCACAAGAUGUGCCGGUAUGGGUCCCAAGGAAGCACUGGAGCUCUGUCCUCAUCUGACCGUGGUGCACACUGCGACGUUUCGACCUGGUGAAAUGGAAUCGGGUUAUUGGGAUGAUGCAAAUGUCCUAACGCAUAAAGUCAGUCUCGAUCCAUAUCGCAAAGAGAGCGCCAAAAUCAUGGCCAUCUUUAAGGAAUUGGUUCCUGCCGGAUCAGUUGAGAAAGCAAGUAUCGAUGAAGCCUAUAUCGAUCUCACGCCCGUGGUCAUUGAACAGCUCCUCGAGCGAUUCCCUUUCCUCUCUUCUGUCCCUCUCGAUGCUCCUAGAGGUCUCGAUUCUCACCUACCCCCCGCCCCGCCGAUUCAGUGGUCCCACACGGACAAUCUGCUUCCGGAUGAGGAGACGAAUGACGACAUUCCCUCGUCUCCAAUGUCUCAGCGAUCAUUGGAGGAUGAAGAGUUGCAUGUCCGGCCACGGACACCAACACCUUGGCGAGACUGGGCCCUGGUGAUCGGUGCCGAGAUCAUGACCAUGGUCAGGAAGGAGAUUUGGACGCGAUUGCAUUAUACUUGCUCUUCUGGAAUUGCUCACAACAAGGCUAUGGCCAAGCGAAAACCCAACGGUCAGACUAUUCUGCGACACUCUGCUGUGCGACGAUUCUUAGCAACUCGGGACUUUACAGAGAUCCGCAACCUUGGCGGCAAGCUUGGCCGAGCGAUCGGAGAAGAGUACGGCUCUGAGCGCGUGGAAGACCUAUUAAAUGUCACUCUGCCUGAAAUGCAGGCCAAGUUUGGCGACGAAGUCAUAUGGGUGUACAAUCUCAUUCGAGGCAUUGACGAGACGGCUUUGACAUCGAGAACACUACCAAAGUCCAUGAUAGCCUCGAAGAAUGUUCUUCCCGCCAUCACCAAGCCGUCCGAAGGGGAGCGCAUCAUCAAGCUUCUAGGCGGAGAAUUGGCACUGCGAUUAAGGGAAGCCCGGGAAAUUUCGCCUCAUCUGUGGGCAAAGACGUUGGUUCUCAGCUGGCGCAUCGGGUUUGGAUACGGUGUCAACAACGUCCGGUCCAGACAGUGCGGAUUUCCACAACUCAAUGUGCCCAAGGCAGAUGAUCCGACGAUCUCGUCUGAAAAGCUAGAAGCGAUCCAGCAUCACAUGCUGGAGGAAUUGAUAGUCAAGCUCGGACAGAGAAUGUGGGACGCUGUGGCCAAGGGGUUGUGGGUCAGAAGCAAGCAGACCUUGAUCACCACGCUCUCCAUGCAGUUCACCGGGGUUCAGAGAGUCGAGGAGGGACAAAAGGGGAUCGGCGGAUUCCUCACCGCUGGACCGCAGAAGCGUAGUCUCGAUUUGACAGAGGGCACUGAGGAGGAAGAUGUCCAACAACCACCAGCUCCUAGAGACAUCGAGACCAUUCAAAGUGAUGCUGCGAUCUCCGAUGAUGCCUCCUGGACAUGUUCGAGGUGUCAAGAGGUGCUACAAGACUCUGAAGGGCACCUACCCCUUGACCGACGGAAAAUGGAACAUGAGGAUUAUCACGCUGCGCUCGAUCUUCAAGCGUCUUUGGAGACUCGACUUGAGCCUGCAACGUCACCUCUUAAGUCCAAGCGGAGGAAGACAGGCAAUGACAUCAGACGCUUUUUCAAGCCUUCAUAG